CAUUCCCUCUCUUUUCAGGUAAACUCUCACUCUCUCGUCUGAUAACUACAGGUAAUAUAAGUAAAGAUGGCCCAAAAAGUGGAAGCACAAGGAGGAAAAGGAGGCAACCAAUGGGACGAUGGAUCCGAACACGAUGCUGUGACCAAGAUUCAGGCCGCAGCAGGCGCUAACGGUAUGCAUUAUGUUAAGUUCGAUUAUGUUAAGAACGGAAAAACCGAAGAAGCACCUCUUCGCGGUGUUAAGGGCCGUAGUAUCGCAUCUGAUCCGUUUGUGAUUAACCAUCCAGAGGAGUACUUGGUUUCUGUAGAAGGUUGGUAUCACCCUGAAGGUCUCAUGAUUCAAGGGCUUAAGUUCAAAUCCAACAAAAAGACAUCUGAUGUCAUUGGAUACGAAGAUGGUACUCCAUUUACACUCCAAGUUCAAGACAAAAAGAUCAUCGGCUUUCAUGGGUUUGCCACAGAUUAUGUCCAAUCUCUCGGAGCUUACUUUGCUCCACUAAUAACCUCUAGUACUCCUUUGACCCCUGCUGUUAAGCAAGAAGCAGGAGGAGGUACCGGAGGAGCCUCAUGGGAUGAUGGUGUACAUGAUGGCGUUAGUAAGGUGCAUGUAGGGCAAGGUCAAGAUGGUGUGUCGUCUAUCAACAUUGUCUACAAGAAGGGUUCUCAGGAGGUUGAAGGAGGUGAACAUGGAAAGAAAACACUUCUUGGAUUCGAAACGUUUGAGGUUGAUGCAAACGACUACAUCAUAGCAGUCCAGGUGACCCACGACAAAGUAUAUGGCCAAGACUCUGACAUCAUUACGUCUCUUACCUUCUAUACAUUCAAGGGGAAAACCUCUCCACCCUAUGGAAUGGAAACCGAGAAGAAGUUUUUACUCAAGGACAAAAACGGUGGAAAGCUUGUAGGGUUCCAUGGACGCGCUGGUGAAGCUCUACAUGCUCUUGGAGCAUAUUUUGCUGCAACAACCACGAUUCCUUCGACCACGUCUCCCAAGAAACUAUUGGGAAUUGGUGGUGAAAAAGGAACUGCAUGGGACGAUGGUGCUUACGAUGGUGUUAAGAAAGUGUACGUAGGACAAGCUCAAGAUGGUAUAUCAGUCGUUAAGUUUGUCUACGACAAAGGCGCUCAGGAUAUUGUAGGGGGUGAACAUGGAAAGAGUACUUUACUUGGAUUCGAGGAGUUUGAGAUUGAUUAUCCAAGUGAAUACAUCACCGCAGUUGAAGGCACCUACGAUAAAAUAUUUGGGAGUGAUGACGUAGUCAUAACAAUGCUUAAGUUCAAGACUAAUAAGCAAACCUCAUCUCCCUUUGGACUUGAAGCCGGCACAGCCUUCGCACUCAAAGAGGAAGGCCACAAGAUCGUCGGGUUCCAUGGAAAAGUCAGUGACUUGCUUCAUCAGUUUGGAGUCCAUGUCAUGCCAAUCACCAACUGAUCACAUGACAUCAUUCUCUUGCGAUUCCAUUGAAUUUGUUAAUUGUGGGCUCUUGAAUAAGUUGAUUUACGUACCCACAGUGGUUCUGUUUGUUUGUGUUUAAAUGUAUUCAAGCAUUGUCUUUAAAUUGUGAUAUUGUUCAUGCCAUAAUGUAAUCAAGUAUCGAUUUUAAUAAAGGUAGUUGGUUCGAUCCA
Molecule: messenger RNA, 1625 nt
Organism: Capsella rubella
Lineage: Eukaryota; Viridiplantae; Streptophyta; Magnoliopsida; Brassicales; Brassicaceae
Product: jacalin-related lectin 33
Exons: 4
Coding region: 67-1431 (454 amino acids)
Molecular function (GO): carbohydrate binding
Source: RefSeq, a predicted model, not a curated record